AUGGGUUCUCGACAUCCUUGCGGUGAAGCUCAAGUCCCAGCUAGGCGACGUCGUCUGGUCAUCGACCACUUCCAGCACGCCCUGUUCUGCUUGCUGGUCCUCAUGUGGUUCGGAGACAGGCUCGAGCAAAUGCAGAUUAAGCAGAUCAAGGCUGUUCAACGACCAUUGCUACUGGGUCUGCGGCGGUUUAAAGUGCUCAAUUUCUUGCCGAGGGUGAGCAAGCUAGUGCUCCUGAAGCGAGGGAAGGAGUUGUCCGAGCUCUGUGAAUAUCGAAAUCAGGUCCUCGUUCCGCUCAUUAGAGGUCGAUCCAAGGCCAAGCGAGAGCAACUGAACAAAUUCAAGGAAGAAAGGAAUGACGGCGACUGGAUCGUGUCGUCCGUGGACACUCUCAUGGACCUGGAGCUGCUGGAGGAGGACGAAAUGGUGAGCCUCUGCUUGGAAUUCCUCGACGCCGGUACUGACACGACGUCCAUAGCAAUGCAGUGGAUCAUGGCCAACCUGGUCAAGUACCCAGAAAUUCAAGAGAGGCUCGACGAUGAAAUCAAAUCAGUUGUCGGACAAGAGGCGAAGCAAGUGAAAGAGGAGGAUCUGCAGGGACUCUACUACCUUAAGGCAGUGGUGCUUGGGGGGGCCAUGCCGCCACCCACCGGCUCACUUGUUACUGCAUGCAGUGGCGAAAGACGUGGAGCUUUGGGUACGUGA
Eucalyptus grandis is the source of this 702-nucleotide messenger RNA. Its product is annotated as cytochrome P450 89A2. Gene Ontology annotation, cellular component: membrane. Gene Ontology annotation, molecular function: oxidoreductase activity, acting on paired donors, with incorporation or reduction of molecular oxygen, NAD(P)H as one donor, and incorporation of one atom of oxygen; iron ion binding; heme binding. The transcript has a single exon. The record is from RefSeq and is a predicted model, not a curated record. NCBI's taxonomy places the organism in Eukaryota, Viridiplantae, Streptophyta, Magnoliopsida, Myrtales, Myrtaceae. Bases 1 to 702 code for a protein of 233 amino acids.